AUGACUGGCUCACAAGACUUUUUCGGCAUUGACCACCAGACUUCUGGCAAUGGUUCUAUCACGCCCGGUGCACCAGUGCACAACAUUGCCCAGACUCCUAUCAUGGAGUCCGGAAACCCUUUCGACAAGCUGACGAUCCCAUCGGAAGCUCGUAACCAGCAGAUUGUUGGUCACCCGGGUGAAUCUGUACCUGACUCCCGGUUCAAGAUUCUUCUAGCCCUCGAUGGCACUGAGGCAGGUGAUCUUGCAUUUAACUACAUUAUGGGCAAGCAUGGAUUUAGUCCUAGGGAUUGCCACAUUUUCCUUAGCACAGUUCUUCCUGCGAACGUCCUGGGUGGUCCAUGGAUUUCUGGUCCUCUGACGAUUGACAGCAAGAAGCAGAACGAACUGCUCAAGCAGUUGCGCCAUCAGGCUGUUGAGCGCAUGAACCCCUACCGCAAGAAGCUGCAGGAGCGUGGCUAUGAAGUGACAAUGCACGUUCUUCACGGUGAAGCUCGUGCUUCGCUUCUUAAGGUCAUCAGCUACCACAAGUGUGACCUUUGCGUCAUCGGUAAGCGUAACCGUGGCUGGAAGAAGGGUUUGAGCAGCGGUACCGUUACAUCGUAUCUGGUGAGCCACUCUCCUGUCCCAGUCCUUGUUGUCAAGUAA
Molecule: messenger RNA, 648 nt
Organism: Malassezia globosa CBS 7966
Lineage: Eukaryota; Fungi; Basidiomycota; Malasseziomycetes; Malasseziales; Malasseziaceae
Exons: 1
Coding region: 1-648 (215 amino acids)
Source: RefSeq, a predicted model, not a curated record